Messenger RNA from Brassica oleracea var. oleracea, 2179 nucleotides. RefSeq lists its product as uncharacterized. The record is from RefSeq and is a predicted model, not a curated record. Bases 109 to 1869 code for a protein of 586 amino acids. The transcript has 17 exons. NCBI's taxonomy places the organism in Eukaryota, Viridiplantae, Streptophyta, Magnoliopsida, Brassicales, Brassicaceae.
GUAACGUGUCACAUUCCCUAACACAUCGCAUAAUCUCCCAGUGUUAUCACAAGUUCUUAUCUCUGGAUUUCAAAAAGUCGGCCCUGGUCUCCUGAUUCUGUGAAGCUCAUGGUGGUUUUACAGAUUCAGCAGCUCAAUGGGUUCGUUAGUUACAUAUCAAGGUCUCGCACAAGCCGAGGAAGAGGAAGAAGAGCUUCGACGACAGUGUGCGUUCAAACACAAGUGGCUCCCUCUAGAACACAGAGGAUAAUGGAGAAGCUUGCAGUUGGUGGAGAAGCAGGAGGUGCCGGUGGUGCUUACUCCUACAAUGCCUUGAAGAGACUCGACAAUAUUUGGUCCAACAUAUGUACUCAACCAAAAGGACCACAGGAAACACAGCAAAUAGUUUCAAGGGUCUCUGGCCUUUCUCAAGACUAUGGUAUGGGGAAUAACCUCGUUGGAACCUUUGACAUAGCACUUUGUGGGGGCACUUUGGGGAUAUUUCUUGCAACAGCUUUAUGUGCAAAGGGUUUGAGAGUUGCUGUGGUGGAGAGAAAUGCUAUCAAAGGGAGGGAUCAAGAAUGGAAUAUCUCAAGAAAAGAGAUGAAGGAGCUUACUGAAGUUGGAGUUUUGACAGAAGAGGAGAUUGAAGAUGUGAUUGCUGCAAAGUUCAAUCCGAACAGAUGUGGAUUUGAGAAUCUUGGUGAUAUAUGGGUUGAAGAUAUUCUCAACCUCGGCGUCUCUCCAGCAAGACUUGUGGAGACUGUGAAACGACGUUUCGUAUCUCUUGGUGGAGUCAUUUUAGAAGACUGCAGCCUCUCUAGUAUCACCAUCUACGAUGAUUUAGCUGUUAUGCAACUUUCUAAAGGUGACAUAUUAUCUUCUCGUCUGGUCAUUGAUGCAAUGGGAAACUUUUCUCCUAUUCUGAAGCAGAUUAAAGGUGGUAGAAAGCCAGAUGGAAUGUGCCUUGUUGUUGGAUCUUGUGCUCAUGGUUUUAAGGAGAACUCAUCAAGCGAUGUCAUUUAUAGUAGUUCAUCAGUGACCAAAGUCGCAGAUGCCAAUGUGCAGCUCUUUUGGGAGGCCUUCCCGGCUGGUUCUGGUCCACUAGACCGGACUACUUACAUGUUCACUUACACUGAACCGCAAUCAACAUCACCCAGUUUAGAGGAUUUACUUGAAGAAUACUGGAAACUGAUGCCAAAAUACCAAGGAGUCUCUCUUGAUGAACUGGAAAUACUGAGAGUUGUAUAUGGAAUCUUUCCUACAUACAAAAACAGUCCGUUACAAGCCGCCUUUGAUCGUGUGUUACAGUUUGGUGAUGCUAGUGGGAUUCAGUCACCUGUUUCAUUUGGUGGUUUUGGAAGUUUGACCAGACAUCUUGGAAGAUUGUCCAAUGGAAUCUAUGAGGCAAUAGAUGGAGAUUUACUGGACUCAGACAGCUUAUCAAAGCUAAAUCCUUACAUGCCUAACUUGAGCGCGUCAUGGCUGUUUCAAAGAGCAAUGUCUGCGAAGCAAAAACUCGAUGUUUCCCCUAGCUUCACCAACGAGCUUCUCCAUGUAAAUUUUAGUUGCAUGCAGAGAUUGGGCGAUCCGGUUCUCAGACCAUUUCUUCAGGAUGUAAUACAGUUUGGUCCUCUAGCAAAGACACUAGGCCUUGUCAUGCUGAACAAACCUCAGAUAAUUCCAUCCAUAUUCAGACAGGUCGGGAUACCUGUGUUGCUCGACUGGUCAGUUCAUUUUUUCAUGCUGGGCUUGUAUACAUUCCUCUCCGCAUACAUCGAUCCAGUAAUAAGGCCAUCUUUGGAAGAACUUCCAUUGAAGACGAAGUUCCAGUGGAAGAGACGUCUAGAGGCCUGGAAGUAUGGAGCUGGCCUCGAUUACGAGUUGUGAUUCCGUCCAUCUUUCUCAAGAGUGGGACACUAAUCUCUUUUUGGUGUCAACUCAAGUUUAAAAGUUCAUCAUAUCUUCAAUCUCCAAGACAUUAUCGUCCAUAGUACAUAUCUAUCUUCACAAGCUUCAUAAUAUCUGCCUUCUCUAGCUCUUCAUUCAUAUAUACACACAAUCAACAUCUCAGUCCUUAGAUUUGGUGCACAGGGUUCUAGAAAACUCCUUUGAUAUCAACUUUACAUAAAGGUCCAAAGGCUUUGUUUACUGGACAGAAAAAAUUGUAUAACAAAAGAGUAAAGUUUUGUUAUCUUUA